AUGAGAAGCAGAGGACACAAGCAGAGCAAGUUGAAACAAAUCAUUGGUGCACCAGCCAGAUUUCUAAGCCAGGCUAGAGACUUUUAUGUUGAUAGCAUGGUCAGUUUCGAUGGGAAGGUAGGCUAUGGCAAUAUGAUGGGCUGUCCAGCUCCGCAAAUGACCAAUUUCCCAAGCAAUUUAUUGAAAAAGAAGGAUGAAAGGGAGCUUUUUCGAAUGGUGUCCUUGAAGAAGGUGGAGUUGGACAGCCGUCGGCAACCAGGAUGGCGACAGCCGGUGGUGGGUCCGAAUGGCAUAAGGAGGAGUUACAGUGUUGGGUUAGGAAAGAUUGGAAGAAUUGAUGAAGACAAGGCUUGUGAUUUUGGGGAAGAAGAGAUCAGCGUGAAGAGUGAUUUCUUGUUUGCAAGAAGCAGGAGCUAUGCUGUCACAAAGAGGAAUGUUGGAUAUUGUUAA
Molecule: messenger RNA, 450 nt
Organism: Cornus florida
Lineage: Eukaryota; Viridiplantae; Streptophyta; Magnoliopsida; Cornales; Cornaceae
Exons: 1
Coding region: 1-450 (149 amino acids)
Source: RefSeq, a predicted model, not a curated record